AUGCUCAUCUACGCCGCCAGGUGGACUGCCCUACUGACCGUGUUGGUAGCCGUGGCGUCUUUCUCGCCGGAGUUCGCCUUCGUGUCGACCAUUACGGCCGUGCAAUCCCCUGGUUCAGGCGGAGAGUGCAGAAGGGAAGGAAUGGUUAGGGUUCCGUUGGACGUUCCGGGAGAGGUGUUCUGCUUGCCGGCUCAGAUGUUUGCCAAGUCCAACAUUGACUUCGUGGUCCCGCCGGUCUUCGCCGCCGUCGUGGUGGCCGGGGCGGCUUGGGUGGUUCGGUCCAUUGCCUUGUGGGAAGACGACGAGCCAGUGUAG
This is a messenger RNA of Linum tenue, 315 nucleotides long. The record is from the annotation of a GenBank genome assembly. Lineage: Eukaryota; Viridiplantae; Streptophyta; Magnoliopsida; Malpighiales; Linaceae.